Molecule: messenger RNA, 3269 nt
Organism: Vanessa atalanta (red admiral)
Lineage: Eukaryota; Metazoa; Arthropoda; Insecta; Lepidoptera; Nymphalidae
Product: oxysterol-binding protein-related protein 9
Exons: 16
Coding region: 102-2216 (704 amino acids)
Cellular component (GO): cytosol; membrane; intracellular membrane-bounded organelle
Molecular function (GO): sterol binding
Source: RefSeq, a predicted model, not a curated record
UCAAACGUAUGGAUUAUUUAUGGUGGAGUGUUUCUGCCGCAGUAUAAAAUUUUCUGUCUUUAUUUUCAUGUGUUUUUAAAUUAUUUACGAGUUUAGUAAUCAUGAUGGAGGGUUCAUUAAGUAAGUGGACAAAUGUGAUGAAAGGUUGGCAGUAUAGGUGGUUCGUGUUGGACGAGAAUGCUGGCUUGCUCUCUUAUUAUACGUCAAAAGAGAAAAUGACGCGUGGCGUGAGGCGCGGCUGCGUGAGACUCCGAGCAGCAGUGAUUGGUAUAGAUGAUGAAGACGAUUCUACCUUUACUAUCACAGUGGAUCACAAGACCUUCCAUUUUCAGGCUCGUGACGGUUCGGAGCGUGAACGUUGGGUGCGUGCGUUAGAGGACACAAUCGCACGUCACGGGCGACGCGAGCGCUGGUCGCGCUGCGUGCCCGCGCCUGCGCAUCGACACGGCGAUCUCGAACGACGAAUCGCUGAAGCGGAUGCAUACUUGCAGAUCAUGAUAGAAUUAGUGUCUAAAAUGAACACGAGGGUAUCAGAAUUGCCAGAUCCACAAGAGAAGAAUAAAGGACAAGUCAUAUUAGACCACUCCAACGCAAUGUUGGAUAAUAUAAAACAUUCCAUAGUGCUUCUUCAAAUAGCUAAGAACACGGUGAAUCCCGUGAACGGUGUGUACCAGGGACCGACGAAUCCGUCACAGGAACAUAUCAAAGAAGAUCUGUCCCCUCGCGUGGAGCUGGGCUCAGAGUGUCGCGAGCUGUCGUCCCCCACACACGUCAUCCAACCCCUCGAUCACAUCGAUUCACCCAGACAAGCGAUGUCGUUGUUGGUACCGGACACGUCGUACUCGUCGUCUGAAGGGGAAGAUGACUUCUACGACGCGGACGACGAACCAGCCGACACCGUCGUACCUGGCCCGAGUGCGAGCCGCACUUGCGGGGCGGAGGGCGCGUCCGAGCAGGAAGCGACGCCGCCCGCCGCCGUCGACCUGCCGCGGACGAGGGACGGUGAGAUUGACUAUGACGCUCUAUACGAAGAUGACUCAGACAGUGACCUUGGAUCUAUGGAGAACCAUGGGUCCGUUGUCACGCAUUUGCUAUCACAAGUCAAAAUCGGCAUGGACCUUACAAAGGUUGUGCUUCCAACAUUCAUCCUAGAAAGGCGAUCGCUACUCGAAAUGUACGCGGAUUCGUUCGCCCAUCCCGAUCAGUUUGUUAAGAUAGUAGACAUGCCAACACCCCGUGACAGAAUGGUUCAAGUUGUUCGAUGGUACCUCAGCUCCUACCACGCGGGUCGUAAAUCGCAAGUAGCGAAGAAGCCCUACAACCCUAUCUUAGGUGAAAUAUUCCGCUGUCAUUGGGAUCUCGACGGAGAAUCCGUAGAAAACAACCCUGCAAAGCAAGAAGUAGGCGACGGUCCCGUUCCGUGGUGUUCGCCGGAUCAACUUUCCUUCGUGGCUGAACAAGUAUCUCACCAUCCCCCCAUAUCAGCAUUCUACGCGGAGCAUGUGAAUAAACGCAUACAGUUCGAUGCCUGGGUGUGGACUAAGAGCAAGUUCCUUGGACUUUCCAUAGGCGUCCACAACAUCGGCAGGGGGCUGGUGACGUUGCUUGACCUUGAGGAAGAAUAUACUCUUACCUUCCCGAAUGGUUACGGAAGAUCAAUAUUAACGGUUCCGUGGAUAGAACUCGGCGGCUCGGUGGUAAUCGAAUGUCAGCAAACAGGACACAAGGCGAACAUUGAGUUCCUCACGAAACCCUUCUACGGUGGUAAAAAACAUCGCGUGACGUGCGAAGUGUUCGCCGGCACCGAAAAGAAGCCGUACUACACCGCACAGGGAGAGUGGAACACGAGGAUGGAGGGGAGAUGGACUGAGAGUGGGCGCAGCGAGGUGCUGUUCGACGUGACGAACAUGAAGGCGCGGCGCAAGCGCGUGGCGCCCGUGUCGCGGCAGGCGGGCGGCGAGUCGCGGCGCGUGUGGCGCCACGUGACCGCCGCGCUGCGCGCCGCCGACACGGACUGCGCCACGGCCGCCAAGCGCCGCCUCGAGCAGGCGCAGCGCGACGCCGCCAAGCGCCGCGCCGACGCCGGCGACAAGUGGAUCACGCAGUUAUUCAGCCCGAAAGGUGAGGAAGGUUGGGAAUACAACGAGCCACUGAGCAAACGGACGGAACGAUCGAAGUCGCCGGAACGCAAAGCGCCGGAGAACGAAGCCAGAUAAUGGACUCUACUCUCCUCCUAAUUAUGGACUUUAAUAAAAUACUAUUAAGGUAGAAAUUUCUGCGUCACAGUUUAUGGAAUUUAGCAAAACUAGAUAAAUAUAAAUUUUCGUUACGCACCAACGUUUAUCGCUUAGUGAAAAUGUGAAUCGAAAUGAAGUGAAGUGUGAAAUUGUGAAAAAUUAAAAGAAGUGGUAAAUGACGUGUAAUUUCUGUAAAAUUAAUCAAAUUUAUAAAACGACACGUUUGCGAUGACGACUUUGUAUUUCAUCAACUGGCAACACAGAGACGAAUGUAUUUCAAGCCUAAAAAAUAUUGAGAAAUAAAUCUUAUAUCAAUAAGGUUACGGUAUAUAAUAUUAAUACAUUUUCGUGAACAGUUUACAUUUUAUUAUUAAAAUCGAAUAUUCCACAUUUUUCACUAAUGGCCUAUAAUAAUUGAUUUGAGCAAUAAUUGUAAAUAUUUAUACCUAAUAAAGAUCUUUUUUGCUUUGUAACUAAGUAAUAUUAGCAAUCCGAACGAAUGAUAUCGCUUUUGCGUGUUUAUUUACGAUUCGAGUUUUAUGUCGAAAAAUUAUUUUAAGCGCUUUUAUAUAAUUACAUAUUAUAAUGUUUUUUUUAUGUUCAUCGUUCCAUAUUUAAAUAUUUUUUUUUAUCUGUACGAAAACGUACGUAAUUUAUUUUUAAUAGUGAUAAUUUUACUAAGUAUCUAAACACGCAAAUGAUUACGUGGAAAAAGACAAGAACGAAUAAAAUAUGGAAAGAAAACGUUGUGUUAUUGUAUAUAUCUCACAGAUUAUAAUGAUAUAUUUAAUAAAAAAUAUAUAAGAACGGCAUCGAUUUUCAAUGUUGCCAUGUGAAAUUAAUAGUUCGAUAAAAACUUCUUUAAAAUAUAAAUUUUCAAAUCAAACGUAACGUUUUAUUCGAGACGCGUUCCCAUAGAAAAGACUGACAUUGUGAACGAAUUGAGUUUAAAAAGACGUGACGACAUUUAAAAGAAUAUAAUUAUAUCCGAUCACAUAGACUUAUUUAAUUAAAUUAAAUAGCUAUAGAUAC